UUUUACAGUAGGUCUUCACAGUCGGUAAAUCUUUCUGUAAAACUGAAAAUGACCGCAAAAGCGUUGAUUUGUCUAUUGAUAUCUGGCAGUGUGAUUUCAUCUGUGGUGUCACAAGGCUGGGGCGGUGGUGGCGGCUUUGGUUACGGCGGGUUUGGACUGGGAUUAGGCGGAUGGGGAUUAGGCUGGCCCGGUCUUUGGGGAUUUGGAGGAUGGCCGUUAUGGGGCGGAUUCGGAAUGCCAUGGUUUGACCCCCUGGGAUCGUGGUUAUUCGGUGGGGGUGGUGGUUUCGGAGGAGGCGGCUACGGAGGAGGCGGCGGCUACGGUGGAGGGGGAGGCGGUUACGGCGGUGGCGGCGGCGGUGACAGCUAUGGUGGUGGCGGUGGUGGUAGUUACGGAGGAGGCGGUAACGCGUACGGUGGUGGGGCCGGAGCGGGAGGACCUGCUGGUCGUUCAGGAGCAGUUGCAGCCGGAAAUGCCACAGCGGCCGGUGCAGCUGCAGCGGAAGUCAUUCCACCUGGCGCGGUAGCCAACUCUUCGAAUGCACUGUUGGGUGGAUAAAAGCUCAAAGCGUGAUCUCGUCGGCAGGGUGUGCGUGCCGGUUAUUGGGUAGUUUUCUUCGUGUGAUAUUUUUUUUGUCAAAGAUUUUUUACUUUGUACACGUAUAGCUCUUUUGGGGUGAUACGUGUUUAAUUAUCUCGGCUGUGUACGUUUACCGGUUUGCGGCCGGCGAUAUCUGUAUGGCUGUAUGGAGCGUCCAAAGAAUUCCAUAAAAUAAAUAACUACAUACCUA
Paramacrobiotus metropolitanus is the source of this 790-nucleotide messenger RNA. RefSeq names its product ctenidin-3-like. The transcript has 2 exons. Lineage: Eukaryota; Metazoa; Tardigrada; Eutardigrada; Parachela; Macrobiotidae. The record is from RefSeq and is a predicted model, not a curated record. Bases 49 to 558 code for a protein of 169 amino acids.